This is a messenger RNA of Xiphias gladius (swordfish), 1685 nucleotides long. It is a transcript of the gene ppp1r3da, whose product is annotated as protein phosphatase 1, regulatory subunit 3Da. Bases 157 to 1080 code for a protein of 307 amino acids. Gene Ontology annotation, biological process: regulation of glycogen biosynthetic process. NCBI's taxonomy places the organism in Eukaryota, Metazoa, Chordata, Actinopteri, Istiophoriformes, Xiphiidae. The transcript has 2 exons. Gene Ontology annotation, cellular component: protein phosphatase type 1 complex. Gene Ontology annotation, molecular function: protein phosphatase 1 binding; glycogen binding. The record is from RefSeq and is a predicted model, not a curated record.
UAUGCAUUUAUGCACUUACUCCCAGGGUGCACGCCCACUCUUUCCUGCAGUGACUGUUCCUGUCUUGUCAAACUUUCAACAGCCAAAUCGCUGCUCUUUCACAUUUGCAGCACACCAUGCACUUUUAGGUGAGCGGGGCACCAGUUCUUACAGAACAUGGAUUCAGGGUGGUUUAUCGGACACGAGAGGAUUGCCCCGACAAAAUCUGGAGAGCAGAUGUCCAGCUCUUACAGAGGGGCCGCACGGCCCUGCCUGACUAUCAACUUGACUGAAAUGCUUCAAGCAGACAAACCCAAUGCAGUGAGAAAGCAAAUUCUAAUCCGCCCCCCAAGCCCCAGAGUCUCUCUGCUAAAGGACCACGAGUUCCGCCGCAGUCUCUCUUGUGAACCCACACCUAAACCUAUCAUCCGACCAAGGUCACUAUCUCUGCCUUCCACCACGGAGAGGAAGAAAAAAUGCAGAAAUGCUGGUGUACGGUUUGUUGACUCUUUGGGGCUCGACCUGGAAGACGUCAGGCUUUUCAAAUCUGGAGAGGAUCCAUUUGUACCACAUCAUGUUACCUUUAGAUUGUUGAUGGGUGCAGAGUUGGCAGAUGGAAGGCAUCUGGAGAUUUCCUUGCCAUACAUGAAGCCGUUUUUUUCCCAACAACCUGGCGACCAGCCAGGAUUCCUGCAUCGUCUCCGUGAGCAGAAAGUGUGUCUGGAGAGAGUCUUGUGUUUUGAACUGGGUGUCAUCGGAAUCACCCAGGUAAUCAAUUUGGACUUUGAGAAAGAUGUCACAGCCCGCUAUUCAUUUACAGAGUGGAGGAGCUGCACAGAAACUAAGGCCUCAUGGGUGUCCUCCAUCACCAAGAACUGGGAAGAAGGAGGGGGCCAACUCAGCUGUGAUACAUUUCGUUUCCACCUGCCUGUUCCUCCAUUCUUGCAACCAGGAGCAGUGUUAGAGUUUGCUAUUCAAUACAAAGUCUGUGGGGCUGACUACUGGGACAACAAUAAUGGCGAAAAUUAUAAGUUAGUUUGCACCAACUACAAGCUCACUGUGCCCAAAGAAUGUGAGGAUAGCAUGGUGCACUUCAUUUAGGAGGCUGGAUAAAGGUAGAAGAAACCUAUUAGAAGCACUUUAUAAUGUUGUCAGCAGGACCUAUUAAAAAUGUAUAACUGCAUUGUCACAUAAUGUCCAUUGUGUUAGACUAUUGCCAACAGAGGAUUUCUUUGAAUCUAGUUAGAUUGAAGAUGAACUGUUAAAAGACUUAGGCCGAGUGAAAUUAAAAAACACUAGUGCACUUACACCCGAAGCGAACUUUAGUGUUGUUUUACAGUGUUUUGCACUGUUUUACUUUUGUGAUUUCUUCGAUUAUUUGAUUUUCCUGGCUAUUUAAAUAAAAAUUGCACUUUAAUGUAGGAACAUCCCAAGGAGAUUACACUCACUAAGUGUUGCACAAAUGUUCAGUGAAACUGAAAUGAAUGCACUUGACUUCACUGUUUUCUUCCAGUUAGGUGUUUGACAUAGAAUAUAGUUUUCUACAAUGCAGGAAUUUGGCCUGCUGAACCUUUUGCUUGGUAAUCAGAGUUUAUUUUUUGGGUCAAACAUUGUCAAAACAAAUUUCCAAACCCAAUUAAUAGAUACAAUUUUGUCUUUUAAUGAAUGAGAAAUGAAUGCUUAUUUUGUUUAACAAUAAAGCACCA